GGGGCGUGUUUGUGUGAAGUGCAUCUAGAGGACGAGGAGAAAACACUCCACUGUCGGAGCAUUGAAGUGUUGCAGCACUCGGCUGGAAGUUCCUCGGAGAAAAGCCACGGCACAUACAUCCCGGGGUACAAUCUGGCACGUACUAGAUUAAUAACCAUGAAGUUAUUAUGGUCUGUCGGUGUACUUCUGUUGAGCUGUUGGCGAGCCAACGCGGCCACAGCUGGUUUCAUCAAGUCUCCCCUCUCCGUCACGAAGCUGGUUGACGACAGCGCCGAGCUGCAUUGUGAGGUGAUAGGGAGCCCCAUCCCUGAGGUGCAGUGGUGGUUCAUUGAGGGCCAGGAGCCUAACGAAACCGUCACACAGCUCUUUGACGGCGCACGGGAUGACCGCGUGCAGAUAAAUGCCACAUAUAUAUCACACGCCACCAGUACCAUACACCUCACGGGCCUCGCCCUCGACGACUCGGGCACCUAUGAGUGCCGCGCCUCCAACGAUCCCGACCGCAAUGAGCUGAGGAAGACACCAAAAAUCAAGUGGAUCCGCUCGCAAGCAAACAUUAUUGUGAUUGAAACCCCAACUAUCAUCGCCGACCCCAUUGAGGUCAACAACCAGACCUCAGCCACCCUCAGCUGCAAUUUGACCGACACCACUCUCGUCGUCAAGGGCUCACACUGGACCCACAACGGAAAAAUCAUCGAGAAGUCCGAGUCCACAGCCCCUGAUCACCACACAGUCCUCCAUUUGGACAAGAUCACUCACAGCUCUGGUGGAAAAUAUGAAUGUGUCUUCCUGAGUGACCCAGUGGUGCAGCAGACAAUUGAAGUCAAAACCAUCCCCCACGUUGCAGCCUACAAGCACUCUGAGCAUGGCAAUGAGCGGGACAAAGGUGUAAUGGUGUGUGUGAGCCACAGCUACCCACUGCCCACUGACUGGAACUGGUACAAGGAGCAAGAUGGCAUCCAAAUGCCCAUUAUCAACGGCACUAACGACAAGUAUGAGAUCAAGAGCACUCCCAACAAGACCACCCUGACCAUCAGUGACCUGAGCAUCGAGGAUGACGUCGGUGAUUACACCUGCGCCGGUACCAGCGUUAUUGGCACCAGCACCGAUAAGAUUCACCUGCGUGUGCGCAGCCGCCUUGCUGCUCUCUGGCCUUUCCUUGGCAUCGUGGCGGAAGUCAUCAUCCUGGUCACCAUCAUCCUCAUCUACGAGAAGAGGAGAAAGCCCGAUGAGAUUACUGACGAUGACGACUCAGGCUCGGCUCCUCUGAAGAGCAACUCUACUGCCAACCACAAAGACAAGAACGUGAGGCAAAGGAAUUCCAACUAGAUGUUGAAGAGAUGGAACAUCCACACGGCGGCACUCUUGUCCAAGCUGUGGCGCGGCACAUUUGUCCCGUGCACCCUGCAAUGUCAAAUAACCUUUUUUUGUGCUCGAGUGUUAAUGUUCUUAAGGCAACGGCUGCUUUCCUCUUGUUCAGAUUUUUUCCCCCCCUUCUACUACUAACCUUCACCAUGUUGUGCAGCCUGAGAGUUUAGUGUGUGAAAUAUGUCCUUGCUUGAAAGCCACAGGGCCCAAUAUUGCAUGACUUUCAUUGCCGUCCGAGUGUGAUGUUUAAAACAAAAAGUGAGGAAUGCAUUAGUGGUUAGGUUUAUGUUCUUGUUUCCAGAACUAGAGCUGUCUUUUUCCAUCCUUGUGAACCACCACCACCGCCAUUCUUAGGGCAUCACACUUUGAUUGAAAAACUUCACAAACUCCUCAAAGCAGAGUUUUAGACUUUGCCAUAACAAACACCAUUUCUCUAGUCAUAUUUAAAGACUUAUUUUGCUUGCUUUUCUGUUGCCAUGGGAAAAAAAAUCUUGUUAAUAUUUUAGACUCAUACAUUGUACACUAUUUAGUAAAAAAAAUAUUACGAGGACCAACUUAGCAGGACAACAAAAAUGUAAGGCACUACAUCUCACUAUUGUAUAAGGAGGGGAGGGGGGCUUAAGGGCGGACUCACUAAAAAAAUGUAAAGAAUUUUGCCUGAGUUGUGUGUUGUGAUUGGAUGUUGCUGUUAACGCCAUUAAAGAGUUUAGCCAGAUUUGUGUGAGUUGUACUUCCUGAGAAUAUGUUGUUCAACCUGCACAAACUGAAUAAAAGGUGUAUGAUUUUACACAA
Doryrhamphus excisus (bluestripe pipefish) is the source of this 2160-nucleotide messenger RNA. RefSeq names its product basigin (gene bsg). NCBI's taxonomy places the organism in Eukaryota, Metazoa, Chordata, Actinopteri, Syngnathiformes, Syngnathidae. The record is from RefSeq and is a predicted model, not a curated record. Gene Ontology annotation, molecular function: cell-cell adhesion mediator activity. Gene Ontology annotation, biological process: homophilic cell-cell adhesion; dendrite self-avoidance; axon guidance. Gene Ontology annotation, cellular component: axon; plasma membrane.